GUGGUUUGCCACCAAUAUUAGUGCAAACAGGCGAUGGAGAAAUAUUAAGAGAUGAAAAUAUCUAUUUUGCUUAUAAAGCUGCUAAUCCGGAAAAAUACAAUUUGCCCCAUUACAAUGCUGAAAAAUUUAAAAAUUCUCCUUAUAAAACACCUACAAAAGUUGUUCUUGAAGUUUAUCAAGAAAUGCCUCACGUCUUCCAGCUAUUUACGGGCAACAAUAUAUCAUCAACGAUAGCCUUUGAACGAACAGCUGAAUUUAUUGAACAAUUAUUAUCAGGCAAAGGGGAAAAAGAAUUAAAAGCUUUACAGAUCACAUACAAAGGUGAAAUUAUUGAAAAGUUGAAAGAUGAACAUUACAAGUUACUUGAAUGGGAAAAUGUUGGUAUUGUUCCAUCUGACAUCGAAACAGUUUAUCGUACUAGACCGAACAAUAAUAAGUCGUAA
Entrophospora candida is the source of this 443-nucleotide messenger RNA. Lineage: Eukaryota; Fungi; Glomeromycota; Glomeromycetes; Entrophosporales; Entrophosporaceae. The record is from the annotation of a GenBank genome assembly.